Molecule: messenger RNA, 1007 nt
Organism: Patella vulgata (common limpet)
Lineage: Eukaryota; Metazoa; Mollusca; Gastropoda; Patellidae
Product: PX domain-containing protein kinase-like protein
Exons: 8
Coding region: 114-1007 (297 amino acids)
Biological process (GO): early endosome to late endosome transport; protein phosphorylation; endosome to lysosome transport
Cellular component (GO): extrinsic component of endosome membrane; early endosome; late endosome
Molecular function (GO): protein kinase activity; phosphatidylinositol binding; ATP binding
Source: RefSeq, a predicted model, not a curated record
CGCCCAAUUUAUGGCAACUAGGAACGCCCCCUAAAAUGUCAACAUGUUCCGUCUACUGCUGUGUCGUUUGAAUAACUCGUAAAUAUUUGGGUUUAUGUAAGUGGUUAGAAAUCAUGGCAGUGUUUGAAAAGAAGGCACCAGCCAAAGUUCUUCUCGACGACUCAGAAAGUUUAACAGCGACCGUGGAAAAUGCCCAGAAAACAUCGGACCAUAUUGAAUAUAUUUUACGAGUCCAGAGAGGCCCAAUGAAGGAAAAUUCAUGGCAACUAACAAAGCGUUACAGUGAUUUUGAUAACUUAGAAUCACAACUGAGAAUUUCUAACAUAGAAUUUCGUCUGCCACCUAAGAAAGUUUUUGGUAAUUUUGAUCGAGAGUUCAUAGCUGUUCGUCAGUCUGGAUUACAGGAGUUUCUUCAAAGUGUUUUAUCCAAUCAUCUACUAGCCGAGUCGAUAUAUGUGAAGAGAUUUCUCGACCCCAAAACAUACUCAACAAAUUUAUCAGAAAUAGCAUUACAACAUGUUUCUAUGAUUUUCCGUUCCGAACCAAAAUGGGAAGUUAUUGAACCUCUACAUGAAAUAGGUACAAGGAUCAGGAAGUCUUAUAUUAUGGUAAAACCAUUGGCUCAACCAAAACUAAAACAGAUUCUUUCAUGGAGUGAUUUUGGUCCUGACCAGUAUAUACCUGAAAAAGAAUUAACAGCAUUAAUGACAUUACUUCCUACUAUACAGCAUCCUUUUAUUUUGGCUCCGUUGUUUGCGACGUCCAAUGAAAAUGGAGGUCUCGUGAUAACUGAUUUUUACGAGAAGGGGACUCUGAGAGAUCAUCUGUGUAAAUGUAAAGCAAAAGGACAUUUUCUUAAAAAAUACGCCAACCCGAAAGUUUUUUGUCCGUUAGAUAUGAGUGCAAUUAAAGUAUAUGGUAAACAGAUUCUAGAAACGUUGAAAUUUUUACAAGAUAAACACAUUCCACACGGCCAUGUCCAUGCUGGUAAUAUUAUAUGUUUAUAA